Molecule: messenger RNA, 3759 nt
Organism: Mandrillus leucophaeus (drill)
Lineage: Eukaryota; Metazoa; Chordata; Mammalia; Primates; Cercopithecidae
Gene: TBC1D24
Product: TBC1 domain family, member 24
Exons: 8
Coding region: 184-1863 (559 amino acids)
Source: RefSeq, a predicted model, not a curated record
GUGUUUGGGGCCCGUGUCACAGCACUGGGGAGCCUUGGAGAGAGAUGGGGAGCUAGGGUCCCCAGAAGAGUGUGAGAUGGCAGACAGGUUUGCUGAAAACCCUCAGAAAGGGGGCUGGAGGAUUUAGCCGCUCUGUCCUCCCCUCCCUGCAGCCCAGGGCUUCCUCCCUAGCACAGUGGCGCUAUGGACUCUCCGGGAUACAACUGCUUCGUGGACAGAGACAAGAUGGACGCUGCCAUCCAGGACCUGGGGCCCAAGGAGCUGAGCUGCACUGAACUGCAGGAACUGAAGCAGCUGGCGCGCCAGGGCUACUGGGCCCAAAGCCACGCCCUGCGGGGAAAGGUGUACCAGCGCCUGAUCCGGGACAUUCCCUGCCGCACAGUCACGCCCGACGCUAGUGUGUACAGCGACAUCGUGGGCAAGAUCGUGGGCAAGCACAGCAGCAGCUACCUGCCGCUGCCCGAGUUCGUGGACAACACGCAGGUGCCCAGCUACUGCCUGAAUGCGCGCGGUGAGGGGGCCGUGCGCAAGAUCCUCCUGUGCAUCGCCAACCAGUUCCCCGACAUCUCCUUCUGCCCCGCCCUGCCGGCCGUGGUGGCCCUGCUGCUGCACUACAGCAUUGACGAAGCCGAGUGCUUCGAGAAGGCCUGCCGCAUCCUGGCCUGCAACGACCCCGGCAGGAGGCUGAUCGACCAGAGCUUCCUGGCCUUUGAGUCGUCCUGCAUGACGUUUGGGGACCUGGUGAACAAGUACUGCCAGGCGGCCCACAAGCUGAUGGUGGCCGUGUCAGAGGACGUCCUGCAGGUCUAUGCGGACUGGCAGCGCUGGCUGUUUGGGGAGCUGCCCCUCUGCUACUUCGCCCGGGUCUUUGACGUCUUUCUGGUGGAGGGCUACAAGGUGCUGUACCGCGUGGCGCUGGCCAUUCUCAAGUUCUUCCACAAGGUGAGGGCCGGGCAGCCCCUGGAGUCGGACAGCGUGAAGCAGGACAUCCGCACGUUCGUCAAAGACAUCGCCAAGACAGUGUCCCCGGAGAAGCUGCUGGAGAAAGCGUUCGCCAUCCGCCUCUUCUCCCGCAAGGAGAUCCAGCUCCUGCAGAUGGCCAACGAGAAAGCCCUGAAGCAGAAGGGCAUCACUGUGAAGCAGAAGAGUGUGUCACUUUCUAAAAGGCAGUUUGUACACUUGGCCGUCCAUGCAGAGAACUUCCGCUCAGAGAUCGUCAGCGUGAGGGAGAUGAGAGACAUCUGGUCCUGGGUCCCCGAGCGCUUUGCCCUGUGCCAGCCCCUCCUGCUGUUUUCCUCCCUGCAGCAUGGGUACAGCCUGGCCAGGUUCUACUUCCAGUGUGAAGGACAUGAGCCUACCCUCUUGCUCAUCAAGACCACGCAGAAGGAGGUGUGUGGUGCUUACCUGUCCACAGACUGGAGUGAGAGAAAUAAGUUUGGAGGCAAACUGGGCUUCUUUGGGACCGGAGAAUGCUUUGUCUUUAGGCUGCAGCCUGAGGUGCAGCGCUACGAGUGGGUGGUGAUCAAGCACCCUGAGCUGACCAAGCCCCCACCCUUGACGGCUGCCGAGCCCACCGCCCCGCUCAGCCACUCCGCCUCCUCAGACCCUGCCGACCGCCUCUCGCCCUUCCUGGCCGCUCGCCACUUCAACCUGCCCUCCAAGACCGAGUCCAUGUUCAUGGCGGGGGGCAGCGACUGCCUCAUCGUGGGGGGAGGAGGUGGCCAGGCGCUCUACAUUGAUGGGGACCUGAACCGGGGCCGCACAAGCCACUGUGACACCUUCAACAACCAGCCCCUCUGCUCUGAGAACUUCCUCAUCGCUGCUGUGGAGGCCUGGGGCUUCCAGGACCCUGACACCCAGUGACAGCCUGUGCCACGGUGACUGAGCCGCGGUGGGGUGGUGGGCCAAGGCUGGGCUGCCGCCUUGGGCAGCAGAGAGCAGAUGAGACCCCCCACGUGGUGGGCAGGGUUGGGGGACAGCAGGGCCCCGUGGCCGAGCCUGGCGUUGCCUGGACCUGCUGCUGCCUCUACCUGGGGUUUGGGCUGGGCUUCCCCAGUCCACCUGCAUCUGGGUCAGAGCUGGAGGGGCUGCAGUGCCCCCAGCCCCACCCAGAGCUGGCAUAGGAAGUACCUUCCUCCUCCUUGGAGGCUUCCUUAGCCCAAGGCCGUGGGAGUGUCUGGGUCUUGCUGCCCCUGAGCUUCUCUAUGCAGCCUGAGCCCCUGGGGUGGGAGUGGAAUGGCAGCGGGAACGUGCAGCGGAGGGUGGGCUUGUGGUGCCCCCUGCUGGUGCCGCGUAGCAUCGCACCCUCCCGAGCAGGGCCCUGCAGCCUGGCUGACUGGCGACUGAAUCCCAGAGUACAUCCUGAGAAGAGACUGGCACCCUUGGGCCUGCCCCCUGGCAGACCCCACCUCCUGUCCCGGGCCUUUGCCCCAGUUCCCUCCCCAGGCCUCCUGGGCCACCUCUCUCAGUAACCCUGCUUGGCCGGCUCUGAGGCUCCCCUGGGCUGCGUUUGGGAGCUGCUGGGUGGGAGGAGGAGGGUGGGAUUUGUGCUGGGCUCCACCCCCAGGGAGGGUGGGAGCUGGAGGGAAUGUCACAUGUCCUUGUGUUUCUGCAGAGCCUGAAGCUUUUGCUGGGCCUCCCUGCGUGUUCCCAUCUGAAGAGGUGGCCCCGGGAGAGGCCCUCAGGGACCGACCCAGACCAGCAAGCUCGAUUUCCAGGGGUCUGCCCAGAGAAGCCUGGACCCAGGGGACUUCUCAGCCCCCCUCCGUUCCAGCCCAGGCCUCCUUGAGUUCUUGUAGCCUCUGCAGCUGCCCAUUUCACCUCUUUGUCAUUGCAGUGACCUGGGGCCCAAGGUCACGCCCAAGCCCCUCUUUGUGGCAUGCUCAUCUCAGUUCAUCCCCAGCUGCUUCUCUGCACCAGGCCCUGCGCCCUCCCCAGGCCCUGGCCACCCAGCACCUCCUUGGCCACCUUGCAUGGAUGCAUGUCCCCCCUCUGUCCUUCUUGUGGUGCUGUGGCUGGCCACAUGUCAGGGUUUUCUCUCAUCUUACAGCCUUUGGGCCCCUGGGCCCCUGCCCUGCCUAAGCCCUGCACUGGCCAGACACAGGUAGGUGCCAAGGGAGGCCUUGCCUCUGGGCACUGUAGGGGGCAGCCCCCUGCCUUGUGACCUCCCUCCGUGCCCUGUGACCUCCUUCAGCUGGUAUUGAGGGUCUGGCCACCACGGAGGGGAGAAGGGAGAAGUGGAGGCCCGAGUGGCUGUUCUGGGACCAUGGAGGCCUGGGUCACAGAUACAGGUACUAGCAGUCCUGCCCCUACUUCCGUCCCUGCUGGUCUCCAGCCAGUGCCACUUGGAGUCCCCUGCACCGUGCCACUGUCCAUCCCCACACCGUUGCCUGCUCCUCCCAUGAGGCUUCAGCCUCCCCUGACCAUCUGCUCACGUAGCCUCUGACUGGGCCCACAGUGGUGCAGGAGGAAGGACCGGGAACUCUGCGUGGCUUUGGGCAAGCUGACAAACCCAUCUGGAACUCAGUUUCCCCAACUGUGAAAUGGGGCCAGUCCCCAUGCCCUGCUGUCCUCCUCACAGGACUGUUGAGAGGCUCACAGGGGGACAGGGUGAAUCCCUCUCUCCGGGAGAGGUAUGGGAGGGAAGUCGCCACUCAUCUCACAGCCCGCCGCAGCCCUCCAGGCCCCCGCCUGAGUCCCCAAGGCCCUCAUCUGUACCGCCAGCUUUGGUGUUCAUUAAACAUGGUCUUGCUGCAUCAA